Daldinia caldariorum is the source of this 1996-nucleotide messenger RNA. RefSeq lists its product as uncharacterized. The record is from RefSeq and is a predicted model, not a curated record. Lineage: Eukaryota; Fungi; Ascomycota; Sordariomycetes; Xylariales; Hypoxylaceae. The coding region runs from base 281 to 1864 and encodes 527 amino acids. Gene Ontology annotation, molecular function: methyltransferase activity; nucleic acid binding; protein kinase activity. Gene Ontology annotation, biological process: methylation; protein phosphorylation. The transcript is spliced from 2 exons.
GACCUACUCUAAGAAGAGCUCAGCCCCCCAAAGAUUACUUGUAUCUAGUAUACCUUUUGACGUAACAGUAGCUGGACAUAUUACCUCAAGUCCCCAUCGCGUUGUCCGCCACAUCUCUCCCGAAUGCUUAGGUACGCACGAUACUCAAGCAGCUGGGGCCGGUAUUAGGGAUCUGGCCAACUCCGUUUCUUAUGGUUUGCAUAUUAUUUUUACUUCUUAAAGUAUACUCGUUCAUAAACUCAAGCGUGCAUUACGGCUUAGUAACAGUAUACAUUUAUUCAUGUUCCAGAGCCACUCUGGAAUCUUCGUUCCAAGGAAAAGAUCAACCGAUAUGGAUAUCUUCUCAACCGCCGUUACAGCAGGGCAAAUCAUUCUGACUUACCUUGAUGCAUGUUCUUCGUACUCAAAGGAAGCUAAGUCUCUCUAUCACCGAUUCAAAUGGGACCUUCGAGUAUUGGAGGAGAUUCUAGCCUAUUUCGAGAAGCUGAAGUCGCAGCAUGGGCAACACAAUAGCCCACCACUUCCAGAAGACGACAACACUUUGUUGAAUGAAACAGGCAGAUACUUGGCGGAUCUUAUCAGUGAAGUUUCUUGUAGCCUUGCAAAACUACAAGUCUCAGGUCAUGUGCGAAAAACGAUCAGCAAAAGCUUGUGGAUCACAAGACGGAGCGGCCUGAAAGACCUCGAAAAGGAGCUCCAUGAGUGGACAACCAGGUUUGAUAUUCGACUUCUUGGUCUCCCACAUGAGUUGAAGUCCAUAAUACCCCCCGAGACGGUUACAUUAGAUGACGGGGCUCCUAGUAUGGGCUUAGUGGAAUCAAAUACCCGGAUGCAUCACCUGAAGACUCUCACAAUAGAGUCCAAAAAACAGAAGAUUAACCAGCUGCUGUGCGACCCGCCUUAUCAACUACUCCAGGAGAUCGAGGAAACUCCUGAUAGAGUCCGUCCUGUUUUUCAACUUGAUUCUCGACCAGUCAUUCUAUCUAGUCGACCUUUCCCACCCGAUGUUUAUCCAGAAACUGAAGAGUUUCACAAGCUGACAUCUGACUUGGGUGAACUUGCGGCUGCACUUCACAUCCUAGAUUCUAAUGCAGACGUUAGUCUUUUGAAAGUGGAAUAUUUCUUCUAUAAUGUACCUUCAAGACAAUUCUAUUUUGUUCAGUCGCCUCCAAGUCAGAUUGACGAGGUACUCACUCUGGAGGAAAUGAUAGUGAGGGCGCCCUACUCUCACAUUCUCUCAAAAAACAAAGCGUGGCUUCCACUCAACCAGCGAUUUACUCUCGCUAAAAGGCUUGCCGAGGCUGUCUUCUUUCUGCACACGGCCGGAUUCGUGCACAAAAACAUCACACCCACUAGCAUCAUAUGUCUCCAACGAUCUAGCGCAGACGAUUCUGCACGGUUCCCAUCAUCUAUAGGAGACCCCUAUAUUAGCGGUUUCGAUCUAAUCCGCUCUAAUGAUGGCCUGUCUGAUCUUGGUGCCGCCCUCAAUCUUUCCAGCUCAAAUCGGCAUUUGAACCAGCGAAAUGCGUUCGUGUUUCAACAUCCAGACCGACUACAGCCAGAAGGCGGCAAAUUGAAGAGGUAUACGAAGAAUCACGACAUCUAUAGCCUAGGGGUUGUUUUACUACAGAUCGGUCUUUGGGAACCAAUCAAUAUGAUCACGAGAAGGCUAGAGGACGAUUGUGCUGGUUGGCCUAAAGCGCUGAGCGAGGUAAGCAAAUCAUUGGGGUUAAAGGUUGGCGUUAGAUACCAGGAGGCUGUGCUCUGGUGCCUCAAGUUAAACACUGAACCUUUGGUUACGGAUGCCGAAUUUGCGCAGGAGGUGUUAGGCCCUUUAGAGAUCAUGGCCAAGGCAGUUUCCUAGACAUGUAACCUAUUUGAGAAGUCCCGCCGUUGGAUAUAGAUACACCACAAGUUCACUGUACCCAAAAAGCAAAUUUAGCUUUCGAUACCCAAGCCUUUGCGUUUUCAUCGAUAUCGAAGGAGAAUAUUAAGC